AUGUACCCCGCCGAGCUCGCCAGCGUCCCGUACCUCUCCGCUGCGACUGCAACGGCGGCCUUCAGGCCUCAUUGCCAGGUGGCUCCGGACGACUUCCUCUUCCAGUACGGCGGCGGCGGGCUCAUGGUUCCUCGGGCGUCGUCCUACCAGCAGCACGACGUCGUCGGCCAGCUGCUCCACGAGGCCGCCGCCGGCGGCGGCCUCCUCCUCCCGUUCGGGGCCAGGCCGUCCAACUCGGACGAGUCGGACGAGUGCCACCACCACCACCACCAGGCGGCGCGCUGCGGCGGCAGCCUCGCGGAGGAGCGGCGGCGGCGGCGGAUGGUGUCGAACCGGGAGUCGGCGCGGCGGUCGCGCAUGAGGAAGCAGAAGCAGCUGAGCGAGCUGUGGGCGCAGGUGGUGCACCUCCGCGGCGCCAACCGCCAGCUGCUCGACCAGCUCAACCGCGUCAUCCGGGACUGCGGCCGCGUGCUGCGCGACAACUCCGGCCUCAGGGCCGAGCAGGCCAAACUGCAGGAGCGGCUCGAGGAGCUCCCUGCUGUGCCGGCGGCCGUGGCCGUGGCGGUGGAGGGCGCGGGAGAAGUUGAGCUUGAUGCUGCCCAGGGUGACAUGAUCGACUAG
Molecule: messenger RNA, 621 nt
Organism: Triticum turgidum subsp. durum (durum wheat)
Lineage: Eukaryota; Viridiplantae; Streptophyta; Magnoliopsida; Poales; Poaceae
Source: the annotation of a GenBank genome assembly